Molecule: messenger RNA, 1115 nt
Organism: Aedes albopictus (Asian tiger mosquito)
Lineage: Eukaryota; Metazoa; Arthropoda; Insecta; Diptera; Culicidae
Exons: 2
Coding region: 276-1115 (279 amino acids)
Source: RefSeq, a predicted model, not a curated record
UAGAUGUCGUUAUAUGAAAAGCAUUCCUUUAUACCAACAGGGAUAAACCCCCUGUUAAGAACGUCUAUGUUACCAACACAAAUGCACACAGCGCGUGUACCUCGAUCAUCAGCGCGAUGACUGAUCAGUCCUACCGUGACGUCGUGGCUUGGUAGAUCACCUACGUUAUCACAGAGCGUGGCGACGAGGAAAAACACGGAAAAACUGGUGAAAAACGGCGGAAAAUAAAUCGGAGUGUGGUGAAAUUGCGUGCGAACAACCGAAGCAGUACUACAAUGAUGAUAGAUCCGGAGAAUGUCAGCGUUACCGAUGGUAUUAUACAUCAAAAUGUGCAGUUUUUCAGUCCGGCAUCGUAUAACCUGCCGCAUUUUAAAUACAAACACCUGCCGGCAUCGGAGGUUAGAAAUGCGUGGAAUCAAUGGAUCAGAUGGUUCGAAAGUGUUAUGGAUGCAGCAAAUGUACUGGAUGGAGCAAGCCGAAAAGUCCAGCUUUUGGCCAUGGGUGGACUAGAGCUGCAGUCCGCUUAUUUUGGAUUACCCGGGGCUGAAGAUGAGCCAACAGACGUCGAUGUUGAUCCCUACAAAGCAGUUAAGGUAAAGCUUCAACAACACUUUUCACCCAAGCACCAUGAUAGCUUUGAGCGCUUUCUGUUUUGGUCCAUGGGUCCAGAAGAGAGUGAGUCCAUUGAGAAGUUUGCUUCGAGAGUGCAACAGAAGGCAGAGAAAAUUUCUUUCGGUAAAACCGAAAUGGAAAGUCGACACAUAGCCAUAAUUGAUAAAAUCAUACAAUACACCGCUGACGAUCUGCGGCAAAAAUUGUUGGAGAAGGAGAACCUCACUUUGGACGAUACAAUCAAGGUUGUGAACGCGUAUCAAACCGUCAGAUAUCAAUCGGCGAGAAUGGCUCCCAAGAGAGUAGAACACGCUGUUAAUCAUUUGAGCACUAGCCAUUCCGGAGUAGGACGAAAUCCCAGAUGUCAACGUUGCGGUUUCAACCAACAUCGUCAAGGGGAGCGGUGUCCAGCGGUGAACAAGACCUGCCUUCGCUGUGGGCGAGUAGGACAUUUUCGCACAGUUUGUCAUUCCACCCUUGCAUCUGAUGCGGUAAGUACAUGA